GUGAAAGUUUAAACGGAAGUCGCGCUAAUGACGUAGUUGUAUUCCGUCACGGUCAGCGGCAGAAAGCGGAAGUAAACAAAGCAAGAGGGCGAACGACAUUCUACAGAAAAAGGACAGUUUUUUGUGCUCACCAUGGCAACUCUUGUUUGUACAAUACAAGACCAUCGGGAUGAUGUGAACUGGUGCAGCUUCUCAACCAAACUGCUGGCCACGUGCUCCGGAGACAAAACUCUGAGAAUAUACAACAGCUGUGAUUUCUCCGAGCUUCCUUUCUCACCGCUGUCAGGACACGGCUACAGCGUCCACUGCUGCUGCUUCAGCCCCUGUGGCCAGUUCCUGGUCUCCUGCUCCACAGAUGCAACCAUAGUAGUCUGGUCCAUGGCCACAGGUGACAUUGAGGCCAUCAUGGAGCAUCCCGGUCGUAGUCCUGUCAGGAUCUGCGACCUCUCUCCAGAUUCUACUCACCUGGUCUCUGGAGCCUCAGAUGGAACUUUAGCUCUUUGGAAUUUUCCUUCAAAACAGCUGCGCAGUGUCGGCUCGGUGGUCGACACCACCCUGGUGGCCUGUUCCUUCACUCCGUGCAGCCAGUUCUUCAUGAGCGGCUCCACCUACGGAGAUCUGCGUCUGUGGGACUUGAACAUGAACCAGCUCCUGGCCGAGAAGGAUGCCCACGACCUGGGGGUCACCUGCUGCAAGUUUGCUCCAGACAUACUGGCAGGUGACCACGUUGUGCAAUUUCAGUUGGCCUCCUGUGGCCAAGACACUCGGGUGAAAAUCUGGACUAUUCACAUGCUGAGAUCUGGAGGCUGGAAGAUGCAGCUGCUGCACACGUUAACAGGACAAACUGCUCCUGUUCUGUCCUGUUCCUACUCCUCUGAUGGGCAGCUGCUGGUGUCUGGGUCUGUGGACAAAACCGUGACGGUCUAUGACGCAAAAAACGCAGUUUUACUUUACACCCUGAGGCAGCAUAAGCGGUAUGUCACAGCCUGCACCUUCUCUCCUUCUUCACCGCUGAUAGCCACAGGAUCUAUGGAUAAAACAGUGAACAUCUGGAGGCUGGAGGAUGGAUGUAGCAGCAGUUGUGGUUCAACAAAAGGAGACAAAUCCCUGACAGAGGAGCCCGCUGUGACAUCAAGUAAAGACAGGACCUCAGCUGGCAGGUCCAAACUGCUGGUCAACGAUUGGUCAGAGGAGGACGUGUCAGAGUGGCUGGUGGAAGAAGGCCUCGGGGGAUUGGUUGACAAAUUCAGAGCCAACGACAUCGACGGCACCGAGCUGCUCAAUCUCACCAAGGAAACGCUGGCGUCAGAGCUGCUCAUAGAAUCCAUAGGGCUACGCAGUAAACUCCUCAGGAAGGUGGAGGAACUUAAGAGUUGUUCCGUGUCUUCAGAUGUACCCGACGAGUUUCUCUGUCCAAUCACCAGAGAGCUGAUGAAGGAACCUGUCAUCGCUGCGGAUGGCUACUCCUAUGAAAGAAGUGCCAUCGAGAGCUGGAUCAACACCAAGAACCGUUCCUCCCCCAUGACCAACCUGCCUUUGUUAACCACUCUUCUCACCCCUAACCACACCCUCAAGAUGGCCAUUGGCCGCUGGAAGACCAGCCACUGACAUGAGAAGUCCCUCAGUGGACGAGCUUUAACAGCAAGAGGAGUAGAUUUGAAGUGAGGCUGAAUGACGGUCAAACCUGGAUGGAUGACAAACCGUCUCUGAAUGGGACAGAAGGCAAAAUUCAGUUGUGUAUGCAGCCAGUAACAGCUUUAAACCAAUGACGCGUUCUAACUUGUAGCCUUAAAAUUAUUUAUUAUUUCAAAAAGCUUUUUCAUUUGCACGCACACGUAUAUGUACAACUGGUCAAAAAGCUGAGGCUUAGUUAGGUUUGUUUAAUUACAAACUAUAUUAUUUAGUCCUUGUUGUUUCCUUUAAAAAAACCUGAGGACAAGAGAGGUGAAAGGUCACUACCUAUAGUCUUACCAUUAGGUGGCACAACGAAGUGGAACAACCAACGCUAGACUGUGAAUUUCAAAUGAAUACGAUAUUCUAAUCAUAUUCAGAAAUAAUAUUUGUCAGGGAUGUCUGAUCACUUCGGCCAGUCAAUAUUAUCGGCCAGAUAUUAGCAUAAUUAUGUGAUAUCUGUAAAAAUUGUUAUCGGUUUCCUGAAAACCCAAUAAUGCAAUGCUUGUGUUUUGCCAAAUGAUGUGUGCCCUAAAAAUAGUUUC
This is a messenger RNA of Cynoglossus semilaevis (tongue sole), 2216 nucleotides long. Its product is annotated as WD repeat, SAM and U-box domain-containing protein 1-like. The transcript is spliced from 14 exons. Lineage: Eukaryota; Metazoa; Chordata; Actinopteri; Pleuronectiformes; Cynoglossidae. The record is from RefSeq and is a predicted model, not a curated record. The coding region runs from base 133 to 1608 and encodes 491 amino acids. Gene Ontology annotation, biological process: protein ubiquitination. Gene Ontology annotation, molecular function: ubiquitin-protein transferase activity; protein binding.